Messenger RNA from Pochonia chlamydosporia 170, 2037 nucleotides. Its product is annotated as serine/threonine-protein kinase. Gene Ontology annotation, molecular function: protein kinase activity; ATP binding. The coding region runs from base 1 to 2037 and encodes 678 amino acids. Lineage: Eukaryota; Fungi; Ascomycota; Sordariomycetes; Hypocreales; Clavicipitaceae. The transcript has 4 exons. Gene Ontology annotation, biological process: protein phosphorylation. The record is from RefSeq and is a predicted model, not a curated record.
AUGGCGGAGAAAUAUCGUGAUGGGGAGGAGACCAACGAGGCGUUGGAUCCGGAGCUUUUGUAUUCCAAGGAGUACUGUAUUGGUGGUGGGAGCUUUGGAAAAGUGUACAAAGGAGUCGACAAACGGACGGGCCACGCCGUAGCCAUCAAGAUCAUCGACAUUGAAAACGCCGAAGAUGAGGUCGAAGAUAUCAUUCAGGAAAUCGCCAUUCUGUCCGAGCUGCAGUCCCCGUAUGUGACGAAAUACUAUGGCUCGUAUGCGAAGGGUGCGGAGCUGUGGAUUGUCAUGGAAUUUUGUGCGGGGGGCAGUUGUGCGGAUUUGAUGAAGCCGGGGCUGAUUGGGGAGGAUUAUAUUGCUAUUAUUUUGAGGGAGUUGUUGUUGGGGUUGGAGUACUUGCAUUCUGAUAAGAAGUUGCAUCGGGAUAUCAAAGCUGCCAAUGUGCUGCUUGGAUCCGGUGGGCAGGUCAAGUUGGCAGAUUUUGGUGUUUCCGGCCAAUUAUCUGCUACCAUGACCAAGAAGAAUACCUUUGUUGGAACGCCCUUUUGGAUGGCACCCGAGGUUAUCAAACAGUCUGGCUACGACCACAAAGCUGAUAUUUGGUCACUGGGUAUCACGGCCUUGGAAUUGGCCAAUGGAGAACCACCUUACGCCGACAUUCACCCCAUGAAGGUGCUGUUCCUGAUCCCUAAAAACCCUGCUCCGAGGUUGGAGGGCAACUUCACCAAAGCAUUCAAAGACUUUGUUGAGCUCUGCUUGCAACGAGAUCCCAAGGAACGACCCACUGCUAGAGACCUCUUGCGACAUCCCUUUAUUAGAAAAGCGAAGAAGACAACUUACCUCACAGAACUUAUCGAAAGACACAGCAGAUGGGCUCUGACACAUAAAGGGGACGACGAAGAUCACUGGGAUACUCAGGAUGGCGCGCCUCUCCAACAGCAGGAAAAGGUGGAUGAGGAUAUGUGGGACUUUGGUACGGUCAGACUCGUUGGAGAUCGCGGCGGUCUGGUUCAUCGAGCUGGCUUGAAUGCCAUGGAUGAGAGUGCGACUAAUGCUCGGUCCUCGAGGCCACUGGAUCCUGCUGAUACUUUGGCUGACAAGCGCCGUGAUGCCAGUCCGACAAAGGCCAGAGACUUCGCUUUCCAACCGAGUGACACACUCAAGGCCGGCAAUGCUGCAACGUCGAGGCAGUCAAGUCCACAGCGGAAGCCGGUUCCAGUAGACCUAACAGGUUCGCCAGCUAAAGUACCGUUGCCAGCCAGUCCGAUGAAGACACUGGCGCGCGAUACACCAGAAACACCGUCCAGCCAUCCCUCACAACGACCGCUGCCGCCUGCGCCAACAUCACAUUCUCCUGACUAUGACCAGGAGCUUCAAUACCAGCUCCAGCGUGAUAUGAACAUGCUGAAUCUCAAUAUGAGCCCGUCUCCUGCUGGCCCCUCGCACAAUUCACAGCAUGCAACGGACAAGCCGCUCCCACGGAUACAACAAGACUCACCGUCAAGACAACAAGGCUCUCGUGUUCCGUCCAUGACGAUCCCGGAGAUACCUCCAUAUAGAGGCCCAUCAGCUUCCAGAGUUCCUUCUCAGCAGGCCGUACCGCCCUCGCAACGACCACCUACGGCAGGGAAUCCCACUCCUCCACCAAACCCUCACUCACCAGCACCAUCUGAUGCGUCUAUUCCACCGUCCUCCUUCCCGUCACCGGCUCCCGCAAAUCCUAACGGAGAGCUAGAUGCGCUGAACGAUGUCAUCUUCCCUGCGCUCGAAGAAGCUCUUAAGAGACGGCAGCUUCGGCUGCAGCAAGUUUAUAGACCCGGGCAAAAUACAGGCCCUGUGUCAGCAAACCAACAACGAGCAGAGGCCGCGCACGAAAAAGUUAGAAAGCUAGUAUACAAACUGGCGCAUGUGUGCAAGGAGAUUGACCAGUGCGACAAAGCAGAGCCCGUGGGUAUGGGUCGUGAGGUGGGCAGCUUCCUAGAGGGCUUGCUAGAGGAAAUUCUUGUCCGGGUUGAGCCAUUGGAUGAAGAGGAAAUGUGA